Messenger RNA from Encephalitozoon cuniculi GB-M1, 441 nucleotides. Its product is annotated as 60S ribosomal protein L23. Gene Ontology annotation, cellular component: ribosome; cytosolic large ribosomal subunit. Gene Ontology annotation, molecular function: large ribosomal subunit rRNA binding; structural constituent of ribosome. Gene Ontology annotation, biological process: translation. The record is from RefSeq and is marked provisional. The coding region runs from base 1 to 441 and encodes 146 amino acids. The transcript has a single exon. Lineage: Eukaryota; Fungi; Microsporidia; Unikaryonidae.
AUGGCAGCCGAGAAGAAGACGGAGGUCCUGGAGAAGAAGAUCUCGAUCAAGCCUCGAUAUAAGAUGACAAGAGGCAUCCAGGUGGAGACCCUGAUGAAGUGUGCAGAUAACAGCGGAGCAAAGAUACUCAGGUGCAUUGGGGUGAAGAGAUACAGGGGAAGGCUCAACAGGCUUCCAGCUGCAGCACCGGGAGACAUCUGCGUUGUGUCCGUCAAGAAGGGAAAGCCAGAGCUUCGGAAGAAGGUGCACUAUGCCAUUCUCAUAAGGCAGAAGAAGAUCUGGAGACGCACCGACGGAUCCCACAUCAUGUUUGAGGACAAUGCUGCUGUUCUCAUCAACAACAAGGGGGAGCUGAGAGGGGCGCAGAUAGCCGGGCCCGUGCCCAGGGAAGUUGCAGACAUGUGGCCCAAGAUAUCGUCCCAGGCGUCAUCCAUCAAUUGA